UUUAUUAAAAUUUUUCAAAUUUAUUGUAUAUUUUUCCAAAUAGAUAUUUUCAGUUUGAUGUAAUAGAUAGACUCAGUAUGCCUUGCUGCGAUAAACAUGAUUUGGAGAAAUCUGCUUACAAAAAUUGCAACAACUAUCAGAAAAAUCAAUCACAUAGAAGCUGCUGCAACUCUUGCUGCAAGUAUAAAGGUCAAAGACAAACUAAAAGGGAAUCUGCUUUUGUGUCAAUUGAAUAUGGCUCUCCCAAAACUUCAAAUUUGAUGCGCGAGAAGAGAUAUAAGCCAAAAAAGAAGAGACAACAGAUUUGCCAAACAGGCCAGCAAAGAAUGAACAAUCAGAUGCAGCUCUGCCAGCCGGAAAUAUGUGAGUCUUGCUCCAAACCUGUGACCUAUUAUGCAUUCAAAUGCUGUGGAUGUGGUUGUCAGUGUUUUGAUUCCAAGCAACAUACGUACGUCAUUGGUCCCAGUAUGACUUGCUAUGGUAACAACGAAAUUCGCGAUAUGACUGUGAAUAACUUAAAUUACACGAACUAAUAAAAUCCGUUUUGGUGAAAUUCUUUAAA
Molecule: messenger RNA, 562 nt
Organism: Parasteatoda tepidariorum (common house spider)
Lineage: Eukaryota; Metazoa; Arthropoda; Arachnida; Araneae; Theridiidae
Source: RefSeq, a predicted model, not a curated record